CUUGUUGCAACCUUACGAUGCUUGACUUGACGGUCAACUUUAAUUACCAAUUUUCCACAAUAGAUUUCGUGAUUUAAAACAUCAGGGUUUGAGAUGACGUCUUUCAAGCAAUUUUUAGAUCAGUCACGCUGUCAAGGGUCAUGGCUGUCGUCGACUUGUUCGUCCGUUGCGCUUCUUUUCGAAGAGUUGGACGCCUAAGGUCCAAAUGUGAUAUGGGUACAAUGCUUUAUACUGUUGGAGGUGUUUCUUGUCGAGCGAGGGACUCCGCAUUCUUUCUUUAGGGUCCAUGUUGUGACACAUGUCCUCGGCCGGACACUCGAACUCACCUCGUUCAUCGUCAGCACAGCAGGGUGAGAUUUAGGGAGCCUAUGAUGAUUGCAAUAAGAUACGGGUUUAGGUUUUCGCACAUUCAUGAUUGAUCGGGUCGGCUGCCUAGCCGGACUUUCCGCCCUAGGAUUGAUUUUGUACUGCAUGAUUUCCUCGAUCUCCUUCCUUAAGACCUACAUGCACUCGGACUCCCUCGCCUCCAGAAUUCUCAAUUUUCACCGGCUUUCUUUAAAGUACCCUGAAACCACAGCUCGUACAGUGUGUAACACAAGAUCUCCAGACGAAAGAGGCUCGUGGCUGUUGGUUUCCUUGUCGCCUUUUUCAGCCAUGGGAUAUGCAUCUUGUUGCCAUCGGUCCAGGCGGCUUUCCCAAUUUCGGCGCAAACCUAGACUGGUAGAUUCUGGAGCAUGCAGGAGUGGUAUGGGCUACAGGUGACGAGAAGUACAGUACAGCAUCGGAAUCAGCUUAAAUUCUUCGAAUCAGUACUCGGAGUGUCUUAUUAAAAUUAGGCACGUUAAACAUGAUGCUCUCUUAAACGCCAUAUCCUCUUUUCGCUCGCAGUGCUGGCUGCCAUCAAAACUCAGAGACAGCGUGAAAAUCAAACACGAGUAUCACCAAUUUCAUGAGCACGUAAUUCCGCCUCCCUUCUCUUCCCACUUAUGAACACAUGACGGAUUUGGGAAAACACUGUAGGUACACGACUCGCUGUGCAAGCGAAACUGGACUUGCACCAAAGUCUUAGCGAAUGGCGAGUCAAGGAUGUACGGCAUUGAGUAGUCAGACCUACCGAACGAGCCCAUCAUUUUCAUCGAGUGGGAUAGCCGUCCUGGCCGAUUACAGUGGCAGCCUUUGAACGGCUGAGCUGACCUGAAGGGACGUGAGGGACUCUCAAGUCCUACAGUCUCUAGCCCUCGAGAAUAUGCGGCACUCGUCUUUAGAACAAUGUGCGAAGUGCUUCCGGUGUCGGAAUCGAGAUCUCUAAAAAUCGGAUAUCGCUAAAAAUCGGUUGUCUUUUCUCUGUUAGGAAUGACUGGAUGAGAAUUUGGAAGGUGCCUUGGAGCAUUUCGAUGAUCCAAUCUAGACAGGAAACGAAUGAUUCAACUAAAUAAAUAUCUUCUUGGUAUUGGUUUGCUGCACACUUCUCACAGCGUCCAGAAGGCCUCUUCUUGUGGAGGCUGCCAGAUUCAUGUUCAUAGCCGUCGGUCCUCCUCUUAAAGUAGU
Messenger RNA from Marchantia polymorpha subsp. ruderalis, 1548 nucleotides. Lineage: Eukaryota; Viridiplantae; Streptophyta; Marchantiopsida; Marchantiales; Marchantiaceae. The record is from the annotation of a GenBank genome assembly.